Molecule: messenger RNA, 1008 nt
Organism: Ylistrum balloti
Lineage: Eukaryota; Metazoa; Mollusca; Bivalvia; Pectinida; Pectinidae
Exons: 5
Coding region: 1-1008 (335 amino acids)
Molecular function (GO): serine-type endopeptidase activity
Source: RefSeq, a predicted model, not a curated record
AUGGCUGGAGUCGACUUCCCUAUGUUUAUGGAACGUCUUCUCGUAUCUGUGGUAGUAAUGAUCUCUAGAGCUAUGUGUAAUAGUUGUACUACGCAGCAUUUAGUGGCAACACAGGAAGCAACGAAUUUAUAUUCGCCUUCCUAUGGAUCCUACCCGAAUAAUAUGGAUUGUACAUGGAAAAUAAGUUCAGCAUUACACGACGGUAAUAUUCAGAUCGAUAUCGAGCAUAUGUCACUACAAACAGACAAUGGGGGCUGUGUUGAUUAUCUACAAAUAUUUGACGGUGAUAAUAUCGACAGCAAAUCGCUGGGAAGGCUUUGUAAAUCGACGCAGACUUUCGUAAGCAGUAGCAAUUACGUUUAUCUACGUUUUUAUACAGACUCGUCUGAGACAGAUGUUGGAUUUAAACUGAAAUACUACCAGCUGGAGGAAGAGGACAAUAGCUGGAAAACAGUGCUAUCGAUCGUUAUUGUCGUCACUGUAAUAGCAAUGAUGCUGAGCUGUUGUUAUAAAAGAUUUCAUAAACGUCUUCGAAACCAUCAUCGAUCGGUAGUGGAUCCGGAUAGUGAGACAACGGGACACUCGGGUACCGAAAGGAGUCAAUCCUGUGUGUGGGCAACCAGCAGUGGACAAAGAGAGAGGAACAAUGAAUUCACUAGCUCUGAAAAUAUGCAUCCAUCGGAACCCGUUAAACCCCCAGCCUAUUCCGAAAUAGAUACAAAUUCUGGUAAAUUACCAUCAUAUGAUGAAUUAAUUAACGACGAGGAACCUGUAUGCGAGCGGACUCCCCCGCCGUUAUAUACUGAGGGAAGUCAAACUGAUCGACUGUUUAGUCAAUCGGCAGGGUAUUCCUAUACGUAUUCAGUGACAUCAAGCUCUACAUCUUCUUUAUCAUCUGUAUCGACAGUCUCAAUAGAAUCAUCUGAAUCAUUUAUUAACCAGCCGUCGCAAUCACCAGCUUCAUAUUUACCCACUUAUGAAUCAGUGGUGGCUAACCGUACUACGUGA